GUGUAUUGUUACAUACCACGAGUAGCCAGUUCGCGGGUGACAUUACUAUUAGAAAGAGGUCGUCUAUAUUUUUUAAUUCAAUCAUCUCUGGUUCGCAAGGGUUACAGUGCUACUGUGUAUUAUGUUAGUUCGUGACAACGGAGAUAGUAUAAAUCGAAUAAAUCGGACCAUGCCACCUCAUCAACAGACAACAUCUUGGGUGCUAUACGAGUCGGAUGCAAGUAAAGAAACUCCGGUGGUGCCGCCCUCUGCAGAACAACGGAAAUGGCAGGUCGUCUGGAGAAACGUGAUUUUGUUCGCGUUGUUACAUAUAGGUGGCGUGUAUGGUGCUUACCUAUUUCUUUUUAAAGCAAUGUGGGCUACACGAAUGUUUGCGGUGUUUCUAUACAUUUGUUCUGGUUUGGGGAUCACCGCAGGCGCUCAUAGGCUCUGGGCACACAAAUCCUACAAAGCUCGCUUGCCGCUCCGCAUUUUGCUUACAGUUUUCAACACAAUUGCCUUUCAGGAUUCUGCACUAGACUGGGCGCGUGACCACAGAAUGCAUCAUAAAUAUUCAGAGACAGAUGCAGAUCCACACAACGCUACCCGAGGAUUCUUCUUUUCACACGUAGGAUGGCUGCUGGUUAGGAAGCAUCCACAGAUCAAAGCCAAGGGACACACAAUUGACAUGAGCGAUCUGAAGGCUGAUCCGAUAUUGCGAUUCCAGAAAAAACACUACAUGAUCCUGAUGCCGAUAGCCUGUUUCUUAAUGCCAACCUACGUUCCUACACUGUGGGGCGAAACACUAUGGAACGCUUACUUCGUCUGCUCCAUUUUCCGCUACGUAUAUGUACUGAACGUGACCUGGCUGGUCAAUUCUGCUGCUCAUAAAUGGGGCAGCAAGCCUUACGAUAAAAAUAUCAACCCUGUAGAAACAAAACCUGUCUCUUUGGUAGUAUUGGGCGAAGGAUUCCACAAUUAUCACCACGUCUUCCCUUGGGAUUAUAAGACAGCUGAACUUGGAAACUAUUCCCUGAAUAUUACUAAGCUUUUCAUCGAUACUAUGGCGAAGAUCGGAUGGGCGUAUGAUCUCAAAACCGUAUCCACUGAAGUUAUUGAAAAAAGAGUUAAGAGGACUGGAGACGGGUCACACGAAGAAUGGGGUUAUGAAGAAAUUCAUGAUGUGCAAGAAAAAGUUUGCCAGGAUUAGUAAAUUCGUCUAGGCCUUUCUACUUUCCAAAUUAGGAUAUAGGUGGUAUUAGGUUUUAAGACAAGAUAUUCCAUAAUUAAAGGUAUAAAACCAAAAAUAACGAAUUAUUGUAACUAGUUUUCUAGGUCUUUUGUUCCUCAUUCUAAUCUAUAUUUAAUAUAGUCCGUGAGGAUUUGUGAUAUAGCUA
Molecule: messenger RNA, 1376 nt
Organism: Pieris rapae (cabbage white)
Lineage: Eukaryota; Metazoa; Arthropoda; Insecta; Lepidoptera; Pieridae
Gene: Desat3
Product: acyl-CoA Delta-9 desaturase
Exons: 5
Coding region: 122-1189 (355 amino acids)
Biological process (GO): unsaturated fatty acid biosynthetic process
Cellular component (GO): endoplasmic reticulum membrane
Molecular function (GO): iron ion binding; stearoyl-CoA 9-desaturase activity
Source: RefSeq, a predicted model, not a curated record